AUGUAUGAUGCACAAAAACAGCAGUUGAAGAAUGAUUUAAGUGCACAUAGGAUCAACCUCACAACUGACACUUGGACAAGUGUCCAAAACACCAAUUACAUGGUGCUUACUGCACACUUUAUAGAUUGUGAUUGGAAAAUGCACAAAAGGGUUUUAAACUUUUGUGUUAUUCCUAAUCACCAAGGCAACACCAUAGGAGACCUCAUUGAGAGUUGUUUAUUACAAUGGGGUAUAGAGAAGGUUUUAACCAUUACUGUGGACAAUGCCUCUGCAAAUAAAGUGGCAAUUGAUUGGGUGAGAUAUAAAAUGAACAAAUGGAACAAUUCACAGGCUGUUUUGGGUGGGAAAUACUUACAUAUGAGAUGUUGUGCUCACAUCACUAAUUUAAUUGUGUCUAGUGGGUUGAGGAAGCUGCAAAAAUCUGUUAUGGCAAUUAGGAAUGCUGUGAGGUAUGUUCGGUCAUCUCCACAGAGAUUGGAUUAUUUUAAAACCUCUAUUGAGAAGGAAAAACUGACCUGCAAAGGUCUUGUAUGCAUGGAUGUCCCCACAAGAUGGAAUUCAACAUACAUGAUGUUGGAUGCAGCCUUGAAAUUUAAGAAGGCUUUUACUAGAAUGGCAGAGGAUUUGAACAGCCCAUUCAUGGCUUAUUUCAAAGAGGCAGAUGAGGUAGUUGAUGAGGAUGGUGUAGUUCAGACUAAUAGUAGGCAGUGUCGGGUUGGACCACCAACUGAUGUAGAUUGGGACAAUGCAACAGUGUUUGUGAGGUUUUUGAAGGUGUUUUAUGAGGUGACCUUAAAGGAGAUUGACAAGUUGUUUGUGGCACCUGAAUUUGCUACUGGUUCAGAUGCAGAGAAAGUGUUGACUGACAUGGCUGGAGCUAUGAGAACAAAAUACAAUAAGUAUUUUGUUAAAUAUCAAGAUUUGAACAUGUUAGUGUUGAUUGCACUUGUUUUGGAUCCAAGGUUCAAGUUGAGGCAUAUCACCCAUCUCUUUAAAAAGGAAAAAUUUGAUGAGGAUGAUGUGCAAAUAAAGACAAGAGAAGUGAAAAGUGUGUUAAUGGCUCUCUAUGAUGAGUAUGUACCAAAGGUAGAUGGUGGCAUUCACAUGAGACAAAAUUCUACCACAGAAAAUAUAGGAUCUGCAAGUGGUAGUAAUAAUAUUGGAGAAAGUGUUGGUGAUGAUUUUCUAGAUGAUUGGAUUAGGGAGGUGGAAGAGAGUGAUGAGACUGUGGUGUCACAUGAAGUUGAUUCUUACUUGACAGAUCCUUUGGCAUUUGUUUCCAAAGAUGUUUUUUUUGACAUAUUGAUGUGGUGGAAACUCAAUGGACCCAAGUAUCCUGUCUUAGCAGCAAUUGCGAAGGAUGUCCUUUCAAUUCAACCUUCCACAGUGGCAUCUGAGAGUUGUUUUAGCACUGGUGGCAGAGUCAUAGAUGCAUUUAGGAGUUCAUUAACUCCUAGAUCAGUGGAGGCUUUGAUAUGCAUGCAAAAUUGGUUGAAAGGGGAUGAAAUUUCAAGCUUAGAAGAUACACCUUCGAUUGAAGAAUUUGAAUUUUAUGAAACCAUUGAAUCAGAAUAUGCAAAUGAUGGGGAUACUUGA
Molecule: messenger RNA, 1596 nt
Organism: Prunus armeniaca (apricot)
Lineage: Eukaryota; Viridiplantae; Streptophyta; Magnoliopsida; Rosales; Rosaceae
Source: the annotation of a GenBank genome assembly